This is a messenger RNA of Linnemannia hyalina, 1413 nucleotides long. The record is from the annotation of a GenBank genome assembly. NCBI's taxonomy places the organism in Eukaryota, Fungi, Mortierellomycota, Mortierellomycetes, Mortierellales, Mortierellaceae.
AUGCCUCGCCUAGGACAUGACGAUGGAGCACUCGAAAUGCUCUUGGCUCGCUUUCGGGCAGUGGUGAAACCUCCACCCGCUGUUUUCACCAAGCAACUUCCUGCUGAUGUGGAGUCGAUUCCACUUUUGAUCUCGUUCAUCAUGGUUGUAUUGACGCAAAUGGGAUUUGUGUACACUGAGAGCAUCCCUCACGAGCUUAUGUUUCACCAUUACAUCCCAAGGUUCAUUCUCAAGACGUUUGCGGACAACUUCUCGCUUAACAACAGCGAGUUCACUACGGACACCUCAAACCAAAAUAUCUCAUGGUUCAAGCCAGGAAAGCCUAGCAAGCGCAGAUGCAAAGUGCGGCCCAGAUACGACAUAAAUGUAUACCGAGUCCAGGACCACACCACGGACCCGACCAACGUCUCACGAGCGUACGGUGCCGAGGACAUGUACCGGGAUGUCACUGAAGCCGAUUGCAUGAAGUUUGAGAAGCUCCUUGCCAAACACGAGUGCACAUCCGCUACGUUUAUCCGACAGAUUUGGAAAGAGGAAGAGGAUCUUUCGUUGACCCGAACCCAACUUGGGGAUAUGAAGAAGUUUCUUGUUGUUAUGAUGUACCGCAGCGAGCACCGUAGAAGCCAGUAUUUCGACCUGAGAUUUGACCCUAUCACCAAGAUUUCUAUCAAAAACCACAUGGAACACAACAAGUUGUUAAACGUUCAGAAAGUCUGGUUCGAGAACCUCAAGUGGAUAAUCGAGGCCUCCGUCGAGGACAUCGUGAGGGAGUUUCAGAAAGCUAUCGUGGCGAGAUUUGAGUCAGGGAGACCUACCGCGCUUGUAAGCCCAUACCUGGGACCGAUUCAUGCUGGAGAACUGGAGGACUUUGGCUGUUUGAUGACACAAACGAUUGCCUGCAUCUGGCAAGCGGAGACAGGGUCGGAGUUUAUCCUAUCCGAGGGAUGCUUUGGCGCUUUUGAAGGAGACACUGGCAUCUGGUUCCACAACUUUUUUAUCGUCUCGCCCCGAUUUGCGAUCGUCCUGGUCAACCGUUUGUACUUGGCCGAGAGGAUCAAGAAGAAACCUCGUUGGACCUCGAUGUUCGGUGACAAUCUUCAUGUCUUUCCAGAGACCGACUACAAGAAGGGGCCUCCACCCAAUGAUUUCGACUUGGCGACUCAUUCCACUCCGGACGAUGUGUUUACAUACAGGAGGAUUGUCGUUCCCAAGGAAGAGGUUUAUAAAGUCAACUCUAUCUUUUUGGACGAUCGACGCCAGUUUUUGACGUAUAAGUCCAAUAUCUCCAUGUACAAGUCCCUGCGUUAUUACGACAAGGUCAAGGAGGAUUUAUUUCAUACUUGUCACGAUUACUCCAUCCUCAGACGCAAAUUGUUUUCUGACCUUAACAGGACGCAUCCAGUAGACCAGUAG